AGCCUGCACUCAGGAGCAGGAGGGAAGCGCUGCGGCCAGAUGGUGGUGUGACUGUGAGCUGCUGCCAUGUCGCGACGCAAGCAGUCCAAACCGCAGCACAUCAACUCGGAGGAGCCCGGUUCGGCAGAGCCCGGGGCUCUACAGGAUGCCAGUAGAGAGGAUGGGAACGAAAUCAAGAGGUGUCGAAUGGAGGAAACGCGAGUUUGUGAAAAAUGCUGUGCCGAGUUCUUUGACGAAACGGAGUUCCUAGAACAUGAGAGAAACUGCACUAAGAGUCAACAGGUUGUCAUUAUGAAGGAUGGGGAGGGGGGUGAAGUACCGCUCGAGUUCUCACAAUGCUCUCCUGGAUUCCAAAGCGAUCACAGCGAUGGGCGGUCUAGUAGUAAUUCUCAGUCCAAGCACAGCAUCGAGUCCGCUGACACUAACGAGGAUGCGUUAAAUUUAAACGCGGACGGUGACGCAAAACAAUCCCAGGAGGAUAUGUCCAACAACCUUGACAUUGGGUACAUGGGUGCAGCUUCCAAAUUGCAAGAGACUAAUGUUACCCUUGAAGCCAUGCCUGCCACCAGAGUAGCAGUAACGCAGCAUUCAUCGAGUUCAUCUACUCAGAAGUCUCCUCCACCAACAUCUCAAGAUGCUCUCCAUGCUAUACCCAUGAUCCUUGAGCAACUGGUUAGUCUUCAGCAACAGCAGCUGCAGCAGAUCCAGCUGACCGAACAGAUUCGGAUCCAGGUGGCCAUGAUGACUCCUCAGGGCCUCCAGUCUGCAAUGGGAGCCACCGUGGAUCCGCUGAAGGCACUUGGUGCACAUCUUUCCCAGCAACUUUCAGCUGCUGCUGCUCUAAUUGGAAAACGUACAAGCACACAGAGUUUGUCUUUGGAAGCUCUCAAACAAGGUAAAUUGCCCCAGUCCAGUAGCAUUCCCACAUCGCUUGCUGGAAGUGCUAGCUCCAUACCCUUGAAGACCGAUACAAUCAAAGGGCUCCCGGAUCUAGCGAACAGACUUCCGGCUUUACUUCCGCAAUCUCCGUCAGUUAUGGCGUUCCAGAGCCCAUUUACUAACCUUGCAGCAAACCUAGAUCCCUCCAAAAAAUGCAAGAACAAGAUACAUAGUAUAGUAGAGUUGAAGAACGGAGGUGGUGAGCAGAUGUACAAGCAUAAAUGCAAGUUCUGUGGAAAGACCUUUGGGAAUGACAGCGCCUUGCAGAUUCAUUUGCGCUCGCACACUGGCGAAAGGCCAUUUAAAUGCAACAUUUGUGGAAACCGUUUCACAACUAAAGGGAACCUUAAAGUGCAUUUCCAGAGGCACAAAGACAAGUACCCGCACAUUAAGAUGAAUCCACAUCCUGUACCAGAGCACCUUGACAACAUUCCGACAAACAACGGCAUUCCUUAUGGCAUGUCUGUGCCCAUCGAGGAAUCCAAUGUUGUGGACAACAAACCGGUGAUUGGGCUCCCAUCCACAGGUGUCCACUCAUCAGUGCUCCAGGGAUUCAAGCCUUCUUUUGAUGUUCCAGUGACUUCGGAACUCUACACGCAGAGACCCUCCUCAUCUGGCAGUGACGGUGCGUCCAUUUCGUCAGGCAUGUUCAAUAAUGAGGUAGGAAUGGACCAGGGCAAAGAAGCCUCUGAUGCCCUAGGUAGCCUGCAUCAAGUGAAUAGUAAUAGUGUCCUAGGUGAGAAUGCAUCUGGCACAGCCAAGCUUCAGCAGAUGGUGGAUGGCCUGGAGAAGAGGACCAAUGACCCAAAUGAAUGCCUGAUCUGCCACAGAAUCCUGAGCUGUCAAAGUUCCCUUAAGAUGCAUUACCGUACCCACACAGGUGAGCGACCCUACAAGUGUAAGAUAUGUGGCAGGGCCUUUUCUACCAAGGGGAACCUUAAGGCCCACUAUGGUGUCCACAGGGCUAACACGCCCUUGAAAAUGCAACACUCCUGCCCAAUUUGCCAAAAGAAAUUUACCAAUGCUGUUGUGCUACAGCAGCAUAUUCGAAUGCAUAUGGGUGGCCAAAUUCCCAACACUCCGUUGCCCGAGAGCCAAUACGAGGGCCCUGAAAUGAUGGAUUCCAGUUUGACUGAGAAGAACAUGGAUGCAAGUGGGCUUGAGGAGAGCAUGGAGGAACAGGAUGUAGAUUUCGACAAUCAGGAGAAUCCAAACAGCUCGGAGCCUCCUCCUACGCAUACUACCAAGGCGGAUCAGCCGUUGAGCGGCUCACCUGCCGUGUUCACUGGCAUUUCUGCCCUAGAAAAUCAUAUGAAAAGCCUCACAUCAUCUCUGAACUUGCAGCGACAGAGCAGCACUGCGUCUGAGAGCGAUGGUGGGCCCAAAGAGUCACCGUACAGAGCUGGAGAGCUGGAGUACAAGAAUGGACACAGUCCGGUUGUAUCAGAUUCUGCUUCAUUUCACUCUUCUCCAGUGGAUGGACAGUUGGAGAACGGACAGGCAAAAUCUCCAGAAUCUGUAAACCCGGAUGAUUCGGCUGGAGGAUCUGGGAGAACAGAGUCUGAUGGAACUCAAGAUUUCGGUGAAACAAACGGAGCACUGGAUUUGACUUCAGGUUUCGGUGCAAAGGCCAUCAAAGAAGAGCCUGGUCUGUCCUUUUCCAAUGGAGAAUAUUCUGGUGGUCACAUGCCAUUUAUGAGGGUGCCUCCAAGUCUGGUUAAGUUAGAAAUGCCAAUUCCUUCUGAGAAUCCAAUUGGUGCCAAUAAUCAGCAUGGUUCACAGCCAUUCCAGGUGACUGGCACACCGCCGCCCAGCUCAAGUGCCCCUCGCCGCUCUGCCAAGCAACAUCUGUGUAAUGUAUGUGGAAAGAACUUCUCCUCGGCCAGUGCGUUGCAGAUCCAUGAACGUACGCACACUGGAGAGAAACCCUUUGCUUGCACCAUCUGUGGUAGAGCGUUUACAACAAAAGGAAACCUUAAGGUCCAUGUUGGAACACACAUGUGGAAUAAUUCAGCAAGGCGUGGUCAGCGUUUGUCUUUGGAUAACCCUAUGGCAUUGAUGGCUAUGGGUGCCGAGUCCAAGAUGAUCCCAGACAUGUUGCAGCCCCCAAAAGAUUUGAUCUCGUCACAGAUGAACUUUGACCCAUCGGUAUGGAAUCAGUAUACUGCUGCUUUCUCGAAUGGGCUGGCCAUGAAAACCAAUGAAAUUUCAGUCAUCCAAAAUGGAGGAAUCCCACUCCCUGGAAGCCUUGCUGGAGGCCCUUUGGUUGGCUCCACCGGAGGCUUGAUGAAGAUGGACUCUCAUUCGGGCAUUCCCGGUACGGUUGCUGAAAUGGAAAAGAAUGGCUCGGAGAGUGUAGUCAAGUCACAGUUUCCACAUUUUAUGGAGGAGGGCAAAGUGAAUUAAGACCACGCUGAGUAUUCCUCAGCGAUUUGAACGACUUUGCUCCUCUACCAACUUUUCAGUAGGCACAAUCAAAUCCGGUUCUUUUGCGUUGCUUUUGUGUUGU
Messenger RNA from Neoarius graeffei (lesser salmon catfish), 3448 nucleotides. It is a transcript of the gene sall4, whose product is annotated as spalt-like transcription factor 4. Gene Ontology annotation, molecular function: DNA-binding transcription factor activity, RNA polymerase II-specific; RNA polymerase II cis-regulatory region sequence-specific DNA binding. The record is from RefSeq and is a predicted model, not a curated record. Gene Ontology annotation, cellular component: nucleus. The coding region runs from base 67 to 3345 and encodes 1092 amino acids. The transcript is spliced from 4 exons. Gene Ontology annotation, biological process: regulation of transcription by RNA polymerase II. NCBI's taxonomy places the organism in Eukaryota, Metazoa, Chordata, Actinopteri, Siluriformes, Ariidae.